GCGUGCCAAAUAUGAGUCUCGAGCCAUAAGUUUACUCGCUGCCGGCGAUUAUAUUCCAAUAGCAAAUCACGAGCUCGUUUUCUGUAAUGUUUUCUCGAACUUCGUUGUACUUUCAAGGCUUUAUUUUUCUCCAACUAUGGUGUUUCUCGGUUGCUGUCCAAAACUCCACCAUGUCCGAAAAGAAGAAAUUCGAAAGAUUACCUACCACCGUGAAACCAACGGUAUACGAUUUGUUUUUGAAACCGGACUUGAAAACAUUCAGAUUCGAAGGCAAAGAAACAGUUUUUGUACAAAUCGUUCAACCAACCGAUAAAAUAAUCCUGAACUGCGUUGAUUUAAACAUAAGCCAGGCUCAACUGAAAUUAACACCGAGUGGCGAAAUCCUUCCUGCAGAAUGUUCAAUAUGUGCCGAGGAAGAAACGUUGAAAUUGACUUUCCCGAAAGAUCUACCCGUAGGCGAUGCCGAACUUUCGAUAGCUUUUGUAGGCGAACUGAACACUCUAAUGAAAGGAUUCUAUCGCAGCAAAUACACAGCAGUUGCCGGUAAAGAAGAUAAGUACUGCGCUGUAACGCAAUUCGAAGCAACUGACGCUCGAAGAUGUUUCCCAUGCUGGGACGAGCCAGCAAUUAAAGCUCGCUUUGACAUCACCUUGGCUGUGGAUGCGGAUAAAUUAGCUUUAUCUAAUAUGCCUGUAGAAAGUGAAAAGGUAAAUGAUGGAGUUAAAGUUGUCAAGUUCCAGAGAACUCCUAUCAUGUCAACGUAUCUAGUCGCUAUGGUUGUCGGUGAUUUUGAUUACGUGGAAGAUAAAACCAGUGAUGGUAUUUUGGUUCGAGUGUAUACGCCUCCUGGUAAAAAAGAACAGGGUCGAUUUGCUCUACAUUGUGCCACUAAAGUAUUGCCAUACUACAAAGAGUAUUUCAACAUUGCCUAUCCUCUUCCUAAAAUGGAUUUAAUCGCUAUCGCUGAAUUUUCCGCUGGUGCUAUGGAAAAUUGGGGUUUGGUCACAUACAGAGAGACGUAUUUAUUGGUCGAUGAAUCGAAUACAUCAGCAGCAACCAAGCAACAUGUUGCUAUCGUAGUUGGACACGAACUAGCUCAUCAGUGGUUCGGAAACUUGGUCACGAUGGAAUGGUGGACUGAUUUAUGGCUUAAUGAAGGAUACGCGUCGUUUGUCGAGUACCUUUGCGUAGCGUAUUUAUUCCCCGAGUACGAUAUCUGGACUCAAUUCGUGACCGAUAUGCAUUGUAGAGCUUUAGAAUUAGAUGCUUUGAAAAAUAGCCAUCCGAUCGAAAUCCCCGUCGGUCAUCCGUCCGAAGUUGAUGAAAUUUUCGACGAAAUUUCCUACGAUAAAGGUGGUUCUGUGAUCAGGAUGUUGCAUAGAUACAUCGGAGAUAAUGAUUUUCGCAAAGGUAUGAAUUUAUAUCUAACCAGACAUCAGUACGGCAAUACGCACACCCUAGAUUUGUGGACUGCUUUGGAAGAAGCUAGCUCUAAGCCUAUUAAAAAAGUCAUGCCUACUUGGACUCAACAAAAAGGCUAUCCUGUGAUUACAAUCGAAAGUAGCGUACAAGAAGCGAACAAUGUUCGUACUUUGAUCGUUCGUCAAUCGAAAUUUAGCAUUGAUCUUGAUAGCAAAGAUGAUCAAACAUCGUGGCUAGUUCCGAUAACAUUCAGCAAACAAUCUAAUCCGAAAGAAGACUGCUUCAGUACUGUCUUGGAAGGUCGUCAGUGUAAAAUAUCCAUCCCUAACGUGUCUCCGAACGAAUGGAUUAAAGUGAAUCCAGGAACGGUGGGUUUCUAUAGAACGAACUACACAGCGGAUAUGUUGAAAGUGUUGAUACCUUCGAUUGCUGAUAAAACCCUACCACCUCUCGACAGACUGGGCAUUCUAGAUGAUUUAUUCGCGUUGGUGAUAGCUGGACAAAGCGACGCUGUCCAAGUACUAGAAUUAAUGCUGGCGAUGAUCGAAGAAGAGAAUUACACCGUAUGGACCAAUAUGGCCACGUGUCUCGAAAGGUUUUAUAGUUUACUGAGCAACACCGAUUUUAAUCGUUUAUACGACCUUUACGGUCUAAAGUUGGUGAAACCUAUUUCGAAGAAAUUAGGCGUCGAUGCGAAACCAGGAGAAUCUCACCUGGUCACGUUGUUGAGAAGUUUAAUACUAAAUCGUUUAGUUAAAUUCGGCGACGAAGAAUUUCUGCAUUUGGCGAAAGAAAGAUUCGCCGAACACUACAGCUCGCGAAAAACAAUACCAGCUGAUUUAAGAACUGUUAUCUACAAAGGUGUGAUUGCUGCUGAAGGCAAACCAGCAUUCGAUUCAUUGAUUGAUAUGUACAAAAAAACCGAUUUACAAGAAGAAAAAGAACGUAUCUUAAGAUCAUUUUCAUCCAUCACAGAUCCCAGUGUUGUCGACGAGGCUUUGAAAUUCGCCCAAUCGGACGAUGUUACCUCAGCGAGCACUGUAACCGCUUUGACGUCGAUAUCAGCUUCGAAAGUAGGCCGUGAUAAAUCGUGGCAGUUCGUUAAAGAAAACUGGCCAAGUUUAUCAUCCAAAUAUGCGGGUGGUUUCUUGAUUACUCGUAUCGUUAAACAUACGACCGAAAAUUUCGCCAGCGAAGAGCGAGCUAAAGAAGUCGAAGAGUUUUUCGCCGACAAAGAUAGAAGUGGAAUUGAAAGAACGAUUAGUCAAUGUUUGGAAACUAUUCGCAAUAGCGCGAGGUGGUUGAAAAAAGAUGGAGAUUCGAUUAAAGCUUACCUGGAGAAAAUUCAAUCGUAAUGUUUUAAGUUAUUGAUGAUUAUACCGUCGAUUGGUGUUUUUAUUUAUUUUAUUAUCAAGCUUUUAUUUUUUAUACAUACGGUUGAUUUUUUUUCUUCCUCUUUUACGUAUUUCAAGUGUCUUCUUUUUUUAUACAUUACAAUUUUUAAUUUGGUAAUACGUUGAACAAGAAUCACAUUUUGUGUAUUAUUCGUGCUAUCGUGUGUGUGUUUUUUUCCAUCGUGGAAAUUUUUUUUUUUAGUGUUAUCGAAUUUAAUAAAUAUUCUUCUUGUAUGCUUAA
Messenger RNA from Planococcus citri (citrus mealybug), 3057 nucleotides. RefSeq names its product puromycin-sensitive aminopeptidase-like. Gene Ontology annotation, molecular function: metalloaminopeptidase activity; zinc ion binding; peptide binding. The record is from RefSeq and is a predicted model, not a curated record. Gene Ontology annotation, biological process: peptide catabolic process; proteolysis. NCBI's taxonomy places the organism in Eukaryota, Metazoa, Arthropoda, Insecta, Hemiptera, Pseudococcidae. Gene Ontology annotation, cellular component: cytoplasm. Bases 87 to 2777 code for a protein of 896 amino acids. The transcript has 14 exons.